GAGAGCUUGAGAGUUUUUGGUGUUGCAAGUCACGGCGAGUACAGCCAACGAGGUGUUUGCACCAGCCAAGCAGAAAUGCCGUGCAUGGGCAGCUCCCCCGCUUGACCAAGGUAGAUCCGAUACCUAUCCGAUGCCUAUCCCCCCAACUCUCCCCCACAUACAGCCAGUCUACAACAGAGCGGAAUUAUGUGCACACCCAUGCCUACCAUAACAUGAAUAUGCUGCGCUUCCUGCCACCGGUGGAAGCUGGGCACUUUCGUCCAGAAGCUUCAUACGCGGAUGUUACCCUUGCCCAGCACCUCACACUCGAUCAACGACGAUGGAGAACCUCAAACGUCAACCACCACCACCCGCCUUGACCGAACGUCAUAGCGGCAUACCCUCGCGUCUAUAUGGCAUUGCCCAAGAGGCCAAAAAUCGGCUAUACUCGAAUAAAACCGUUCCUGAAUCCGUACCACGACGCGCCGAUGUUCGAUUACCUCCCGAUACAACGCGCGACGAGUUCGACAUUGCGAUAGCUGCGCUGAAGCGGGAUAUUGGCGAUGACAACGUCGUUCUGAACAACCAGCCCUUGGUCGAUGGGUGGUAUCUUGAACAUCCUAAUACACAUGAUGCCUUCCAUGUUGUCGAUCAAGAAGAUCUGGUCUGUAGCGCUGUCGCAUAUCCCGGAUCAACCGGAGAGGUUCAGGUGGUCGUGAGGUGGGCGAACAAGUAUGCCAUACCUAUCUACCCAAUAUCGAUGGGCAGGAACGUUGGCUACGGUGGGACCGCACCACGUGUGCCAGGCUCUAUUGUUGUGGACCUAGGCAAGAGAAUGAACAAGAUAUUGAACAUCGACGCUGAAAAUGCGUCGUGCGUCGUGGAGCCCGGUGUCUCAUAUUUUGCGCUGUACGAGGAGGUGCAACGAAGGAAACUUCCGUUGUGGAUCGAUACCCCAGACCUUGGUGGUGGAAGCGUGUUGGGCAAUGCCAUUGAUAGGGGUGUUGGGUACACUCCAAUGGGGGAUCACUUUGCUUGUCAUUGUGGCAUGGAGAUUGUACUGCCAAAUGGAGAGAUCCUACGGACUGGUAUGGGCGCUAUGCCAGGGAAGAAUGGCGCCGACAACCCAACAUGGCAGUCCUUUCAGCCUGCGUACGGGCCUUAUUCAGAUGGCAUAUUCUCGCAGAGUAAUUUCGGCAUCGUCUGCCAGAUGGGAUUUUGGCUAAUGCACGAAACUGGUCAUCAAUCAUACAUGAUCACAUUUCCAAGUGAAGAGGACUUUCCGGAUAUCGUCGAAGCAAUCCGACCACUGGCACAAAAGCGAAUCCUCGGAAACAUCCCUCAGCUCAGACAUGUAGUCCAGGAACUGAACGUGACGGGCCUUCCAAAGUCGCAUUGGUACGCCGGCUCCUCGCCUAUCCCACGAGACAUAAUUCAGAAGCACGCUGCGCAAUUGCCCUGCGGCGACUGUUCGUGGGUGUUCUAUGGAACACAGUACGGAGAUGAAACCAGCAUCGAAACACAACUCGAUAUCAUUCGAUCGGCUUUUGCAAACAUUCCCGGUUCACGAUUCUUUCUACCGUCGGACCUACCGGAUGACCAUUACAUCCAUUCGCGAGCAUUGGUUUGUAGUGGUGUCCCUAUCCUUCGAGAGCUCGACUGGCUAAACUGGAAGCCCAAUGCUGCGCACUUGUUCUUCUCACCAAUUACUCCGACUCGUGGUGCAGAUGCAAAGAUAGUUCACGAUAUCAACAUUCGUCUGCACAAAAAGUACGGAUUCGAUCUCUUUCCAACACUAUGCGUAGCUGGUCGCGAGAUGCACUAUAUCACAAACAUCAUUUACGACCGCUCGUCCAAUGAUGAAAAACGCCGUGUCGCAGGUCUAAUGCGGGAACUCAUUGCAGAAACGGCACGAGAAGGUUAUGGAGAGUAUCGAACCCAUGUGCUAUUUGCUGACCAAGUCGCCGGUACAUACAACUGGAAUAACAACGCUCUGAUGCGAUUCAAUGAGACUAUCAAGGAUGCACUCGAUCCUAACGGAAUCCUCGCCCCAGGGAGGAACGGGAUCUGGCCCAAAAACUAUCGCGGCAAAGGCUGGGAAUUGCUUGGAGACAGGGUGGAGAAAGCCAUUGGGGGCGGCACCAUCUCGCCAAAACUAUGA
Aaosphaeria arxii CBS 175.79 is the source of this 2140-nucleotide messenger RNA. Its product is annotated as vanillyl alcohol oxidase. Bases 320 to 2140 code for a protein of 606 amino acids. Gene Ontology annotation, molecular function: D-lactate dehydrogenase (cytochrome) activity; D-lactate dehydrogenase (NAD+) activity; FAD binding. The record is from RefSeq and is a predicted model, not a curated record. The transcript has a single exon. Gene Ontology annotation, biological process: lactate catabolic process. NCBI's taxonomy places the organism in Eukaryota, Fungi, Ascomycota, Dothideomycetes, Pleosporales. Gene Ontology annotation, cellular component: mitochondrion.